This is a messenger RNA of Phacochoerus africanus (Common warthog), 3717 nucleotides long. RefSeq names its product DNA damage regulated autophagy modulator 1 (gene DRAM1). Bases 728 to 1444 code for a protein of 238 amino acids. The transcript has 7 exons. Gene Ontology annotation, cellular component: lysosome. The record is from RefSeq and is a predicted model, not a curated record. NCBI's taxonomy places the organism in Eukaryota, Metazoa, Chordata, Mammalia, Artiodactyla, Suidae. Gene Ontology annotation, biological process: regulation of autophagy.
GGUUUUCAGGUGGACCCCUCCAGGUGGGUGCCACCUCCGUGCCCCGUGGCCCGGCCAACGUCGCCGAACACUUCCGCCCGGACCCCUGCAGCCGGAGCAGCAGCUGCAGCCGCAGCGCGGCGGGAUGGGGUGGAUGUCACCUCGCAGUGGUCACGCUCUUCCCCGCGACACCCAGGCGGCGGGACCACGGAGAGGAAGCCGUCGGGGUUCGAGGCCGGGUACCCCGGAAACCCCGAGGGAAGGAGGGGCUGAGAGGAGUUGCUUCGCUUCUCCGGAGUUGCGCAAGAGCCUGGGCGGCCGGGCGGGAUAGGGCUGUCAGUGCGGGCAUCCCCACCGCGCCCCCCGCCCGGAGGCCGAAGCAAAAGCGAAAGGAGCCCAGCUCCUUAGCCCCGGCGUCGCGUCCGCGAGGAGGUCGCCGCGCGCCUGUAAGUCGGCCGGGCCGCCGCUUUGUGACUUCACUGGUUUCGCAACAAGCCCGGACCGCCCGCGCCCCACCCACCCCCGAGCCUCCGCCUAGCCGCCCGCCGCCUGCUCUGCUCUCCGCGCUUCCCCUCCCUCCGGGGCCGGGCCUGCCCCGCCGUCGCGGAGCUUCCCCGCCGGCCGCCCCUUGACUGUCCGCGCCGUGGCCGCCGCCUGGCCGGCCGGCACGUGCACGGCCCCCCCCCCCGGCGGCGCGGAGAGCCCGGCGCCCCGGCCGCGCAGAGCGCAGCGCCCUCCCGGCGGCGCGAUGCUGUGCUUCCUCAGGGGAAUGGCCUUCGUCCCCUUCCUCCUGGUGACCUGGUCGUCCGCCGCCUUCAUCAUCUCCUACGUGGUCGCCGUGCUCUCGGGGCAUGUCAACCCCUUCCUCCCCUACAUCAGUGAUACAGGAACAACACCUCCAGAAAGUGGUAUUUUUGGAUUUAUGAUAAACUUCUCUGCAUUUCUUGGUGCAGCCACAAUGUACACAAGAUAUAAAAUAGUAGAGAAGCAAAAUCAAACCAGCUAUUUCAGCACUCCUGUUUUCAACCUGGUGUCGCUAGUUCUUGGGUUGGUAGGAUGCAUCGGAAUGGGCAUUGUAGCCAAUUUCCAGGAGUUAGCUGUCCCCGUGGUGCACGACGGUGGCGCCCUCUUGGCAUUUGUCUGCGGUGUCGUGUACACGCUCCUGCAGUCCAUCAUCUCCUACAAGUCGUGUCCCCAGUGGAACCGCCUUUCCACGUGUCAUGUCCGGAUGGCCAUCUCUGCCGUCUCCUGUGCAGCCGUCAUCCCCAUGAUUGCUUGUGCUUCGCUAAUUUCUAUAACCAAGCUGGAGUGGAAUCCAAAAGAAAAGGAUUACGUGUAUCACGUAGUGAGUGCGAUCUGUGAAUGGACAGUGGCCUUUGGUUUUAUUUUCUACUUUCUAACAUUUAUCCACGAUUUCCAGAGUGUCACCCUAAGGAUAUCCACAGAAAUCAAUGAUGAUGUUUGAAGAAAGAAUUCUAUCUCAUUCAGUCAAAGUUGCAGACAAUUUCUAGAAGUGGUACAGAGGACAGACAGGUUUUAAUGCUGCCCUGUAUGGAAUUCAUCUGUAGCACGUCCAGGACUUGAAUUUCUUUAAGAAUUCCCAAUAGUUGUAUAUUUCCAAAGGUAUGUUUUCCUAGAGAAUGUAGAGCAUUUAUGACUUUGUAGCAAUGUUUUUAAAAUUUUCUAAGUAGACAUUUUUUUAUAUUAACAAAUUCUUUACAGAAAAGAUAGGUGUUCCAGAAAAUGGAGACCUCUUAUUUUUGUACAGAUUCUGUGUUGUUUUAUUUUUCUUUGUGUGUGAGUGCUUUAUGGAAAUACACUAAAUGAGGACUUCAUUAAAAAGUAAAAUCAGGGGAUGCUCAUUUUUAAAUUUCAUUUUUAGAAAAUGAACUGUAUAAUUUGAUAUCAUGAGCAUUUAUAACAUUCAGUUUGUAAUGAUCCUUUAGAUUUAGUUAAUAAACUAACACUAAGAGACUAUGAUUUUUAGAUGAACCAAGCAAAAUGCUUCUAUCAAAAAGCCUUAUUACCACUAUGCACAUUAACUCAGUGACCACAGAAGACCUCGAUUUUGAAAUUCCGUCCUCCACGGGCCUCCCUGCUCACAGAAACCAAGCUUUUACCAUGGCUGCUAACUGUCUCUAGUGGUGUGAUUCCAGGUCGGGUGGAUUCAACAAGGCAGGUUAGAAACCAAAAGCCUUCUGACAACAGAGAGAAAGGGAGGUGAGCAAAUAACAGGAAGAACGCACUGGACUCAAAACUGUUGUCUUUGCCAGAUCUGGGUGGUGGGGGCGGGGAGGGGGGGGAGUGCGUCUCAGGGAACAUCUGAGGAAGGCAGAAUUCCGGGAGGGAGACUUUGGCUUAGUACUAAACCUCUGCGAAAGCCAACCUGCGAAAGGCAUUACAAAUACCAUGUAUUAAACUACCCGUUAUUGUUACUGGCAUAACUUGAAGCACAGUCUGACUCAGAAGCUGCAACUCACAUCUCGAACUGAGUGUGUGCCAGUCAGUGUGCUGACGGGAGCGCAGGUCUGAGAGGAGGAAGGGGAGCGGUGUGCAGAGAUGGAGUCUGUUGCUGCGCCUCUGACUAUGCCUGUGGCCGGGUAUCUGACACUAAAAUGUGAAGCAGGUCCUUGGCUCAGCAAGACCUGCACACACCACUUUUCCCCUAAAUCACGAAUGACAAAUGAAAAGCAAGUCAUUCCAGAAGAAAUGGGUCUUGAGAUGUGAAGGCUUAGGUUUGAAGGUUGAAGAGAAGGAACUCCCUUUUAAGGACCUUCCAGAUCAUGAACCCAUGUCUGGCCAGGCGGGGGCCAGAUCUUAAGGGUACACGCCUGCCUGGACAGCCUUGUUUGAAGGGGUAAGGCUCAGUAGUGGUCAGCCACCUCCGCGAGGAAAAACUGUCUCCCCUAAGGGGUCAGCAGUGAGAGCCUGAGACCCAUUUCUUGGUCUAUUUUAACUUGUUAUUUAUUUUUUAUUUUUCCUUUACGUUUUAACUUGUUAUCAUGCUCCGGCUCCCUCUGUAACACUGGAACUGAAAGACUGAUUAAAGCUAUGCCAGGCUGGAGAGGGGGAACCUCUCCAGAACACCUUGUACCAUGGAACCUGGAGUAGGAUGCAUCUACAGAUGGAUCUCCCUUGGAACAGACUUGUGUUAUCAGCCCUUCUCAUGACAUUCUAUCCUUCUUCAUUUCUACAUCUCUCUGAGAGGUUUAGAUUGGGAGCUCCUUGAGGGCAGUCUGUGCCUUAUCCUUUUAUCUUUGUAACUCCAGCUUUUACCAGGCUGCCUCCUGGUACACAGUAGGUGCUUAAUAAAUACUCACUAAAUGCAUGAAUGAAGGAGUGAGCAAAUGAAGGCAUGACUAGGGAUAUUCGUAGUGUUGCACAAUGCCGUUUACUUGAGUUUACUAAUUAAGUGAUAAAUAGUCUGUAUCACUUGUCAUACUGACUCUUUUGCUGUGUGUGCUGUAAACAUUUCAGCUGUGUGGGCUUCUGCAUUGUAUGACAACUCUCUUCAACCUGGACAGUUACCACAGAAAUUGUCACACGGGCUAGACAAACGGUACACCUGGAUUGGCAAACUGAGGCCAAAAAUCACUCCAGACAAUCAUGUUCUGCUGAAAUCGCUAAAGCUGGUCUUAUCCAUAUUUUGGUAUUAUUUCUAAUUUCCAUGAACUUGCAUUUCCUUGGACCUUAUGGCUGAAAGACUAAAUAAAAUGAAAUAUUUCUUUAUUUUAGUAA